CUCGCCUCGCGGCUCGCUGCCGUGGGCCGACGUCGCGGUGCUUGUCCGUUGGGCCCGCUGCGGCGCUGCUGUCUGCCCCCCUGUGCUUGCUCCUCGCUGGUCGCCGGCGCUCGUCGCUACUACCACCACGCAUCCCCAUCCCACCCACUCCUACUGCACGAUGCGCCUCGCACCCCGCCUGCUGGGUGCCGCCGUGCUGCUCGGCUGCGCCGCGUCGGCGGCGGCCCACGUCGGCCACGGCGUGCCGCGCGCCGGGCGCUCGUCGGCCGCCGGUGUGCCGCUCGACCUCUACGAGCGCCACGCGGCCGGCAGCGCCGUGCGGCAUGCCAAGGUCGCCCGUCGACGCCGCUCGCCCGCAGCCACAGCGCCGACGAGCGAGGCGCAGGAGGCGGCCAUCACCGAUGAGACGGACGCCUGCACGCCGUACAGCAUUCCCGAGGUCUCGGCGCUCGAGGGCACCUUCCCGACGGUGUGGGAGAUCGCCGACAUCCUGCCGGGCGACGUUCAGGCGCAGGGCGUCUGGAGUGCCAUCCAGAAGUCGGGCAUCAUCCCCAAGAGCGUCAAGCCAAAGGGCACGCCCGACGGCGACUUCGACAGCUUCACGCCCACGUACGACCAGAGCAAUCCGGACUGCUGGUGGACGUACGAGCACUGCGACGUGCCCAAGCACCCCGGCAUUCCCGACGACAUCGUCGGCUGCCCCGAGCCGUCUACGUACGGCCUGACGUUCGACGACGGACCCAACUGCACGCAGCAGGUGCUCUACGACUACCUGCGCGACCAGAAGCAGAAGGCGACGAUGUUCUACAUUGGCAGCAAUGUCAUGGACUGGCCGCUGCAGGCGCAGCGCGGCCUCGUCGACGGCCACGACAUCUGCGUGCACACGUGGAGCCACCGCUACAUGACCUCGCUCAACGACACGCAAGUCUUUGCCGAGCUGUACUACACGGCCAAGGCCAUCAAGGACGUGAUGGGCAUCACCGUGCAGUGCUGGCGGCCUCCGUUCGGCGACGUCGACGACCGUGUGCGCGCCAUUGCGACGGGCCUCGGCCUCGCUACCAUCAUCUGGACGGACGACACGGACGACUGGCAGAUGAAGCCGGCGGGCAAGAAGUCGCAGAAGGCCAUCGAUCGGAACUACGCUGCGAUCAUCGCCGGCGAGAACAGCCAGAAGGGCAACAUUGUCCUGGCGCACGAGCUCAACAACGGCACAAUGCACGAGUUCAUCUCGCAGUACCCCAACAUCAAGGCCCGCUUCGACCACGUGGUGCCCGUCUUCAGCUGCAUGAACAACACCAAGCCAUAUCUCGAAGACAUUACCUACCCGAGCUUCGAGGAGUACAUCGCCGGCGGCGUGGCGUCGGGCCUGCCGGGGCCGGACAUCAAGGCCGUGUCGACGACGUACGCGCCCGUCCUGGCCCAGGCCACGUCGGCUGCCUCGCAGCAGAGCGCCGGUGCCGCCGGUGCGACGAAGCAGAACAGCACGGCGGCCGGCAAGCAGAGCGACCAAUCGGCGGCCGACGGCCAGAAGAAGAGCAGUGCCUCGCCCGCAUACUCGGCCUUCGGCGCGGCCAUGGCUGUGGCGGGCUGCGGCGCGGUCGCGCUGAUGGCCACGCUCUAAACGCUGCGUGGCUGCGUGACCGGACGUUGCCGCUUGAGCCCGUCGAGAGCCAGCAGGGCCGAAGAGAUGCAAGCGGCUCGUACCUGGCGCCAAUGCAGCGCGAGACGACGAGCUGCAGUAUGCGCCCCCGAUGUACCAAUAUCGUGGCCCUGUGCCGCCGCUGCUGGCCAGCGGCGUCGCUCGAUAUCGACAAUCAAGCGAGCCCCUGUCCACACCGACAUCGGCCCGUCUCCAACUCCCAGUCCAGCCGCGCGUGUCCUUCUUGUCGCGGUCUGAGGCUCACGCUUCCAUAUGUCAUCCUAAUAGCCUGUAUUGCUACGUACGGCAUAGAUAUCAUACGCUCCACGCCC
Messenger RNA from Tilletiopsis washingtonensis, 1971 nucleotides. RefSeq names its product glycoside hydrolase/deacetylase. NCBI's taxonomy places the organism in Eukaryota, Fungi, Basidiomycota, Exobasidiomycetes, Entylomatales. The transcript is spliced from 8 exons. The record is from RefSeq and is a predicted model, not a curated record. Gene Ontology annotation, biological process: carbohydrate metabolic process. Gene Ontology annotation, molecular function: chitin deacetylase activity. Gene Ontology annotation, cellular component: membrane. The coding region runs from base 161 to 1621 and encodes 486 amino acids.